UCCCCAAAACUCCUCCUCCCGAGUUCCCCGUCUCUUCUUCUUCUUGCCGAGGAAGCCAAGCAACGCGAGCAAGCGAGCGCAAUGGCGGGGUCGUCGGAGCCGACGCGGGUGAUGGUUGCGGUGAACGAAUCCUCGAUCAAGGGGUACCCGCAUCCCUCCAUCAGCUGUCGCGCCGCCUUCGACUGGAUGCUCUUCAAGCUCGUCCGCUCCAACACCGGCGGCUUCCACCUCCUCUUCCUCCACGUCCAGGUCCCGGACGAGGACGGAUUUGAUGAUAUGGAUAGCAUCUAUGCAUCUCCAGCGGACUUUCAGAGAAUGAAACAGAGAGACAAGAUAAGAGGGCUUCAUUUGCUUGAGUACUUUGUGAACCAAUGCCAUCAAAUGGAGAUAAAAUGUGAAGCAUGGAUUAAACAAGGGGAUCCAAAGGAGGUUAUCUGCAGUGAGGUGAAGAGAGUUCAACCAGAUCUUCUAGUUGUGGGAAGUAGGGGCCUUGGACCAUUUCAGAGGGUUUUCGUGGGCACAGUGAGCGAGUUCUGUGUUAAGCAUGCCGACUGUCCAGUCAUCACCAUCAAACGAAAGGCCGAUGAAACGCCGCAGGAUCCUGUUGAUGAUUGAUCCCUUCAAUGGUCAUACUCUGUAUCCACUGUAAUAGUGCUUGAGAACGAGAUAUUCUUCACUGCUCAAUGGGUUUAAUGUACAAAAUACAAUAUGGAAGUGCCUGGAACUAGUACAAUCUUUGCACCGUCCGCCCCAAAACUAGAGUGAAGAUGAAAAACGCUAUUGCCAGUGGACGGCAAGAGGCUGUAUCCUAUAUGAGAUACAUCCAAAGUUGUUGUGAACCUACACUACCUUGGUGAUCACGUACUGGGCUUUGC
Messenger RNA from Oryza brachyantha (malo sina), 875 nucleotides. RefSeq names its product universal stress protein A-like protein. The coding region runs from base 82 to 615 and encodes 177 amino acids. The transcript is spliced from 4 exons. Gene Ontology annotation, molecular function: AMP binding. NCBI's taxonomy places the organism in Eukaryota, Viridiplantae, Streptophyta, Magnoliopsida, Poales, Poaceae. The record is from RefSeq and is a predicted model, not a curated record.